AUGGAUAUGGGUGAAAACACUUCACAGGUAGGUGUGUCUAUCUACGGGUAUCGGGUGCGCUAUACCCAUCGAUCUAGGACCUUGCUGGUUGACGUUUGUGCACCCCUCAGUAAGGCUGUCUGUAAACAGAUAUGUUCUGGGCUGGAAAAUCUGAUCACCAUGGUGUGCAGCUUGUCAGGACAGAGUUGCCUCCCUUUCUUAUCCAUCAUGACUCUUGGAACACAUCCAGAGGUUUUACUCCCUUUACAACAAGUGAGAGGAAAUUUCUGCCAGCUACAGAGUGCAGUGAAAGAGAUAGAACGGGUGUUUGAGGAGGAAAGGGUGGCAUGUGUUAGCAGAUUAACAGACACCUGCCUGGCUCAGGCACUACAAGAUAUCUCUGAUCAGUUUGCACCUCAAAGCAAAACCAUGACACAGACGAAAGGUGAAUGGUGUCAGCUAGAGAUUGUGGUCAUAAGUUGUCAGGAGGGUCAGAGGCUAAGCAGACAGGUAGAGAAGAUAAUGUCCUCCAUCCAACUAGACAACCUGAAGGUAAGUCACUCUACUACACGCCUCGCAUACAGACAGGCGAAUGAUGAGGGUCAGAGGCUAAGCAGACAGGUAGAGAAGAUAAUGUCCUCCAUCCGACUAGACAACCUGAGGAGGAUACAAGUGGUAUCAGUGUUGGAGGAUUUGAUGCUGCAGGAGGAUGAGGCAGAGUCAGCAGGCAGCCAGAGAAGCAGCACAUCUGAGGCAUCUUCUGAGUCAGCGGGGCUGGGCAUUAUUGUGGACACUGUGCACAUUGACAAUGAUAGCCUGAGUAUACAGAACUAUUUUGCCAGUUGGCUUAAAGACAUGGCGACAGACAGGGAGCAUUUACAUAUUAGUUUACCUCCCCCUGGCCCAGGUACAGAGACACUUGUACUGAAGUGUGACCUCCAGGACAGAUUAAUCAACCCUCAGCUUCUGCCUGGCUUGUCGCUUGGUUUAGAGACCCAAACACUGGGUCCUCCAUCCAAGCCUACCCAGCUAGGUCCAGGUAAGCACAGCCCCGAUCUCCCCCUGUAUCACAUCACAGUACAAAAGAUGCUACCAGCCAGUGCCCUGUGUGAGUCUGUCGUCUUUGGAAUGCCUCUAAUAGUGCAACCAACCUCAUGCUGGAAGAUAGACUGGGAGGAUUUGGAACAAAACCAACAGGUAUUCCAGAGCCUUUGUCAGGUUCUCAUAGAUAAGGACAUGGUAUUAUUGGGUUCCUCACUCAUUCCAAGCCUGCGUCAGAAGGCAGUGUACCAGACUGUGGCGACCAGUGAGCGGAGAGAACCCACUGCUUGGUUUGUCAUUCUGCCAGCCCGAAGUUCCCUCUUGAUUAAGUCUGUAGCUGUUAAAGAGCUGAUGCUGCCCUCUAAUGAAAGUUUUCAGAUACACAAGCCAGAUGAAGAAAGUAGGAGAAUGGUGACAGAUUCUUUACAGCAGCUGGAGAUUAUUGGCAUCUAUAAUCCGCUGUUAGUGAGCUCUGGUCUGUACGAUGUCCUCAGGUCCCAGUAUAGAAAAAAUGACGGUCGGUCCCACAAGCAGUUCAACUUUAAGUCACAACAGACCCCUUCCUUAUGUGGGAAGAGCAGUGAGGCGAGGACUCGUUUGCAGCCUGGAGCUCCUAUGACCUUCAAACAUGCCUAUCCUCUAGGAUCUCUGCCAUCAUCUCACGCCUCAUUCCCAACAAAAUUGUAACAGAUCUGCAGAACUGCAACACACUGCACUGCAAGACUUGGUAGUACAACUCUACAUGUAGGUUGCUUAACUGCAAGAUUUGGCAGCAGAGCUGUAACAUGCUUUACUGCAAGAUUUGACCUCCCACCUGUCACAAACUUCAGUGUAAUAAUAUCACUGAAGAAAUGUACUUAGUGGAAGAUUUAGCAGUCACAUUAGUUUUGUGUAAAUAAUUAAGACAAAGACUGGUAUUAAGAUUUGAGUGUGGCUUAACAUCCAUAAUUACAUGUGUGAACAUCCUGCCCGAGAACAGUAGAUGGAUUUGAACCACCUGCCCAAGAACAGUAAAAGGAUUUGAACAACCUGCCCAAGAACAGUAAAAGAAUUUGAACAACCUGCCCGAGAACAGUAGAUGGAUUUGAACAACCUGCUCAAGAACAGUAAAAGGAUUUGAACAACCUGCCCGAGAACAGUAGGAUUUGAACAACCUGCCCAAGAACAGUAGAAGGAUUUGAACAACCUGCCCAAGAACAGUAGAAGCCUCCGGAUGUCCAAGUUCUUCAUACUACAAAUGACUGCUUAUUGACUGCUACAAAUGUACAUAGAUUUGUAAUUGUGUGAUGGUAUUCAGAGUAAAUGGGUUAUCUAGAGGUGAAAUCUGUCACAAAGCUCCAUCCCAGAUGAACCCUGAACCAGCACCUAGUCUGCCAGUGAUGAAAUCCUGCUGACUUGCAUGUACCACAGUUCUACAUUCAGCAUGGUUGUAAAAAAAGUCAGCCUUGCCAUAACUUUUAUUUUAAAUCUUUCUAAGUUAAUAUCUAUUUAGUUGGAUGGAGAUGUACACCAUACUCAAGAAUAUUAUACACUGUAUUUAUAUGAUGUUAAGUCAGGUUUGGAUGGAAAUAAGAGGUUCUAACCCAAGGGGAAAAGCAUUAUGCACCUGGCCCAGUGUAACCAAAUUUCCACUCCACGUCCAUUAGACCAGUGGGGGCACCAUGUCCCAUUAACUGUGACACAUCUUUAAAGUGAGGUUAAUCUGUACAUCCAUUUUACAAGGGUUAGAGGUCAUGUCUGGCUAACUUUAAGAGCAUUACAGUGAGGCUACACUGUACAUCCAGUUAACAAGGAUUAGAGGUUAUGUCUGGCUAACUUUGACAGCAUUACAUUGAGGCUACACCGUACAUCCAUUUGACAAGGGUUAGAGGUCAUGUCUGGCUACCUUUGACAGCACUGCAGUGAGGUUACACUGUACAUCCAGUUAACAAGGGUUUUGGGGUCAUGUCUGGCUGUGACAUAGCGUUACAAUGAGGUGACACUGUACUUCCAUUUGACAAGGGUUAGAGGUCAUGUCUGGCUAACUGUGACACAGCAUUACAGUGAGGCAACACCGUACAUCGAUUUGACAGUGGUUUGGGAUCUGUCCAGCUAAAUGUGACACAGCGUUACAGUGAGGCUACACUGUACAUCCAUUUUGACAACGGUUUGGGGUCUCUCCAGGUAACUGUGACACAGCACUACAGUGAGGCUACCCUGUACAUCCAUUUAACAAGGGUUAAAGGUCAUGUUUGGCCAACUGUGACAUCAUUAGAAUGAGGCUACACUGUACAUCCAUUUGAAGGGUUGGGGGUAACAUAUCUGGCUAACUGGCCAGUGUUACAGUCAAGCUACACGGUACAUCCAGGUAAUAAUCGUUUGGGGCCAUGUUCAGCUAACAGUGACACAGCAUUACAGUGAGGCAACACUGUACUUCCAUUUGACAAGGGCAAGAGGUCAUGUGUGGCUAACUGUGACACAUCGUUACAAUGAGCCUACACUGUACAUCCAUUUGACAAUGGUUGGCUGUCAUGUCUUUCUAACUUUGACACAGCCUUACAGUGAGGCUACUUUGUACAUCCAUUUAACAAGGGUCAGGGGUCAUGUCUGGCUGUGACACAGCAUUACAAUGAGCCUACAUGGCACAUCUGUGUGAUAAGCUGAGGUUCAGAGGUCAUGUCUGGCUAACUGUGACACAGUGUUACAGUGAAGCUACACUUUACAUCCAUUUGACAGAGGUUAGGGGUCAUGUCUGGCUGUGACACAGCAUUACAAUGAGCCUACACGGUACAUCUGUUUGAUAAGCUGAGGGU
Molecule: messenger RNA, 3812 nt
Organism: Liolophura sinensis
Lineage: Eukaryota; Metazoa; Mollusca; Polyplacophora; Chitonida; Chitonidae
Product: meiosis 1 arrest protein-like
Exons: 13
Coding region: 1-1707 (568 amino acids)
Biological process (GO): male meiosis chromosome separation; meiosis I; spermatogenesis
Source: RefSeq, a predicted model, not a curated record